AAACAAAGCUAGCAGAACCAAUGGGACUACAUAGACCCAGGCAGGUCUAAAAGAGAGAUAAAGUGAUCCAAGUAGAGCCAUACAGAGCCUACAGGGAUUAAGAGAUAAGGCCAAACAGAGCUAAACAGAGUCAUGCAGGACACCCAGGCUCAAUCAAAGCCAGACAGGGAUUUUAUUGUACUUACAGGACCCCUUACCUUUGUUAGCAGAAACCUUUGAUCUCAUUAACACCUUCUCUAAAAUCUCUAACUACACAAUAAACUGGAACAAGUCCACUAUACUCCCACUUUCAGAAGAUGCCUGGGAUUCUGCAGAACAGAACUCAUCACUUCUACUUUGCACUGGUAACAUUUGAUACUUGGGUACUGACAUCUCCCCCAGGCUGUCAGAGUUGUUUCAUCUUAACUACACUCCAUUGUUAAAAACAAUAACUGUUUCACCCAAAUAAAAUGGAGUGGAUAUGUAGCAGCAAAGAAAUAAGAAGAGUUUGUUAUGUGAAGAAAGUUACCACACACACCUGCCCCCUCUCCCCUUCCCACCUCCAGAACCACCAUGGUCAACGUUAAGGCUGUAUUCACACCACAUCAGGCGUUGCAGCGAUUAGCGCAGGGUUGUUUGGCAGAGUGGGUGCGUCACUAGAAGAAAUAAUACGUCAACCCAACUUGAAGAGCGAUACAAUGCCAAGCGACUGCGUGUCUUUGUACUCCCUCAUGGCAGGGUUGUACAGCUCUGGAAAUUUCAUCACGGUUCACAGUUGCUCGGUAAACAGUGGAAUGCUACAAUGCUACAUGGUAAACUGGUCUGGUCACUGGCUUACGUGAUUGGCCAACGCAAUUUGUGUCGAGUUGCGUUUCUUCAAAAGUUGAUUCUGUCAAAAUUAGGUAUUUCAACUAAAAUUGUAAUGAAAUAAUAUUGCCUACUUCAGCUUUAAGGCGUAGUCACAUGCACCAGAUGGGUGUGUAUGUUCCUCAUUCUACAGAUGUGGGCAUCAAAUAACGUGAGUCAUAUGGCACUGCUGCACUUGGUCCCAGUGUGUUCAAUAUUCACCACCAGACCAAACUCCAUGGAGACAGGCCACAUAAAGGAGGAAACACUGGGAACACUGGGAUUUAUGGAGUACUGGAAUACUGCCACUUCAACCUGCUGCUGAUUCCACAGUAUAAACGGGAGAUUUAGAGGAGCUACGACUCAAAGUGAAAGUAACUUUUUCGACUGACUGACUUCUGCUUUCAUUUUUCUGCCUGCUUUGUUUCUUUUCAGCUUUACUCAGAGACAAAAUGUCUUCCCAAUCAGAAAAGGAUCUCUCCUGUCCGGUCUGUCAUGACAUCUUUAAAGAUCCUGUUGUCCUGUCAUGUAGCCACAGCUUCUGUAAAGACUGUCUGCACAGAUGGUGGAGAGAGAAACAAAUAAAUGAGUGUCCGGUUUGUAAAGCAAGACCUUUACUGAGUGAACCACCUUGUAACCUGGUGUUAAAGAACCUGUGUGAGGCCUUCUUACUGGAGAGAGAUCAGAGAGCUUCAGCAGAGUCUGAGGCUCUCUGCAGUCUGCACUCUGAAAAACUCAAACUCUUCUGUCUGGACCAUCAGCAGCCAGUGUGCGUCAUCUGUCGAGAUUCAAAAACACACAACAACCACGGAUUCAGACCCGUCGAUGAAGCUGCACAGGAUCACAGAGAGGAGCUCCAGAAGUCCCUGAAGCCUGUACAGGAGAAACUGAAAGUCUUUAAACAAGUUAAAGGAAACUGUGAUCAAACAGCAGAACACAUUAAGGUCCAGGCCCAAAACACAGAGAGGGAGAUUAAGGAGCAGUUUAAGAAGCUUCACCAGUUUCUACAAGAGGAAGAGGAGGCCAAGAUCGCUGCUCUGAGGGAGGAAGAAGAGCAGAAGAGUCAGAUGAUGAAGGAGAAGAUUGAGGCUCUGAGCACAGAGAUAGCAGCUCUUUCAGACACAAUCAGAGCCACAGAGGAGCAGCUGAGAGCUGCAGACGUCUCAUUCCUGCAGAACUACAAGGCUGCAGUGGAAAGAAUCCAGCAGUGCCCCCUGCUGGACGAUCCAGCGCCGGUCUCAGGAGCUCUGAUAGACGUGGCCCAACACCUGGGCAACCUGACCUUCAACAUCUGGAGCAAGAUGAAGGAGAUGGCCUCCUACACUCCUGUGAUUCUGGAUCCAAACUCUGCUCAUCCAGAACUCACCCUGUCUGCAGAUCUGACCAGUGUGAGUUAUGGAGAGAGACAGAAGCUUCCUGAAAACCCAGAGAGGAUUGAAAUGCACCAAUGUGUUCUGGGCUCAGAGGGCUUUAACUCUGGGACUCACAGCUGGGAUGUUGAGGUUAGAAAUGAACAAUUUUGGGGCCUCGGUGUGGUACAAGAGUCUGCCUGGAGAAAGGGAGAAAUACUGACUGGAUACUGGGAAAUAUGUCUCCUUGAUGGAAAAUACACAGCAGUCUCUCCACCACUUCCACGUAAAGUUCUCCAAGUGAAGAAGCUCCAGAGGGUCAGAGUUCAUCUGGACUGGAACAGAGGAAAACUGUCAUUCUCUGAUCUCGAUACCAACACACACAUACACACCUUCACACACGCUUUCACUAACAGACUGUUUCCAUACGUUGGCACGAGGAAUAAACUCCCAGUGAAGAUAUUACCAGUGAAGUCUCUGUAACAGUGGAACAGCACACAGUGUCAACAGGCUUAUGGUCUAGUUUCCAACUGUAUUAGCUAAGCAUGCUAUAUAUUAUUAUUUUCAGGUUAAGUGAGGCUACUCAUGUGGCAUGUCAGUGAUACUUUACAUGUUGAAGGAGUUUUUAUGAAACAAAAAAAUCACAGGGCGAAUAUCUGUAUAUGAAUGAAUAGAGGAGAGUCAGUGUUUCAGGAACGUAAGAACCAUGUUGAUAAGACACUCUAGUUCUGUCAAAACAUGUACUGAUUGUGUUUAAUGAAAACAGGCUCAUUUUGUUACUCGUAUUGUUUUUUUUUUUUCUCAUUUCUAAGAAGAUGGUGAUGAUGAUACUUGUGGAGGAGACAGCAUGAUUAUGUUAAUGCUCCUCCCUACAAUAAUGACAAGAUGAUGAGGUUACAAAAUGCACCAAAUAUACCAAAUACAGUAUGUGUGCAUAUAGUAGAGCUCGUCCGAUACUGAAUAUUUGAAUUUUAAAAAUCAGAUAACAAUAUAUUGGCAGAUAUACAUUUUUGUACAUAAACAUAUAAUAUAACAAACAUUGUGAUGAAUAAUCACACUGCUAAUGAGAAAUAUUUAGUGGUUGCGCUCUUGUCUUUUUGGGGAAGAAUAAGACUCAUUGUAAGGAAUCAUUAUAUAUUCUUUGGCUUAUUUGUAGGCCAUUUGAUCAUUUUCAUUAUUUCGUUUUCGUAGUGCACAAUUCAAUAAAAACUGUCAACAUUGAGUAAGCAGAGGCAUUACCUCUUUCGAUUCAGGCUUAAUUUUGAACUCACUAUAAGUAAAAAUUUGUGGGAAAGCGGAUGAGUUUUGUAAAUGUAAACUGUACAUUACUGAUUAUGUUCUGAUAGUUUUAAACUACUUUUAAUUAUGAUUCUAAAACUAAUCAAGAAUAAAACCAAAUGGUUUCAGAUUAAAAUGUGUCCAGAGAUUUUGAGCACGAGUUAAAGCCCUAUGAUUUGAAGUGCUAUGAUGGAGCAUUAGGGACACUGUCAGGAACAAAAAUGAAAGUAGAAUCACAGUAGAGAAGAGACCAACAUUGAAACAGGAUAAAAACAGUAGGACUACACAAAAUACUUUUAUGAGGACCAUUUUUUUCAAAACAAUUUUGAACCACUGCUCCUCCACAAGAAAACCCCCACUAACACAUAAAUCUUCUUAAAACCAACUGUGCAUUUUGAUUUAUUUUAUAAUAAUAAUCCAGUGAUUUAAUAUUGCACUUCUGUAAAGUUGGGGUACUUGAGAGAGACAGACAAAAAAAAAAAAACAGUGUAAUCAAAGCAGCAGGGUAAAUGGGUAUGGUUAACUCUUUACAGGAAGGGCCAGAGCCACCUCUAUUUUCUGAGGAGGCUGAGGUCCUUCAACAUCUGCCGGACAAUGCUGAAGAUGUUUUAUGAGUCUGUGGUGGCCAGUGCUAUCCUGUAUGCUGUUGCAUGCUGGGGCAGCAGGUUGAGGGUAGCGGACGCCAACAGGCUCAACAAACUGAUCCGUAAGGCCAGUGACAGUGUGGGGGUGGAGCUGGACUCUCUGUCGAUGGUGUCAGAGGAGGAUGCUGGCCAAACUACAUGCCAUCUUGGACAGUGUCUCCCACCCGCUCCAUGACGUGCUGGUCAAACAAAGGAGCACCUUCAGCAGAAGACUCAUCCCCCCCAAAAAGCACCACAGAGCGCCACAGGAAGUCAUUCCUGCCUGUGGCCAUCAAACUAUUUAACUCCUCCCUCUAAGUGUCAGUCUGUAUGACCCUAAGUCAUUAAACUGGACAUUGGAUCAUCACUGCAAUACUUUAAAUAAUUAUGCAAUAUUCUCUGUUUAAUACUCCAGUGCAAUAUACUCUGUUUUCAGUUUAAUUUAUUGAUAUUUUUUAUAUUAUUACAUUGUAUUAUUAUACUGUAAAUACAGCAACUAUCAGUAUUUCUGAUUCUGAUUCUGAUUAAAGCGCUGAAAACACUGGAUCCUACAUUUCCCACAAUGCAACUUGAUAGCAUCUUUCAUUAGACCCUCUCCGCCUGGUAAACAUUAACAUCACUCCAACUCCACACCUCUAGUUUGUAGCUCAGACUUUCUGUUAUACAUUUGUAGUCUCCAAACUCAAACUGAGAUUACCCUGAUGAUGUCAUCAGGGUUAUUUUCUCCUCCAGAGCCAAAGACGACAUCAUACAACUGUUUUUACAGGUAGUAGAGUAGAACUAACCAUGACCGGUAAACUGAUCUUCAUGUGUAAAAUGAGUGGAGUGACAGUUUAACAUAUAUAAUAGACAAGACGAGAUGUGAAUGUGGUCAGUAGAUUAUAUUAUUCUCUUUAAAAAAGAC
Molecule: messenger RNA, 4979 nt
Organism: Siniperca chuatsi (mandarin fish)
Lineage: Eukaryota; Metazoa; Chordata; Actinopteri; Centrarchiformes; Sinipercidae
Product: E3 ubiquitin-protein ligase TRIM39-like
Exons: 1
Coding region: 1278-2657 (459 amino acids)
Molecular function (GO): protein binding; zinc ion binding
Source: RefSeq, a predicted model, not a curated record